Python bivittatus (Burmese python) is the source of this 1601-nucleotide messenger RNA. It is a transcript of the gene DNAJC22, whose product is annotated as DnaJ heat shock protein family (Hsp40) member C22. Gene Ontology annotation, cellular component: membrane. NCBI's taxonomy places the organism in Eukaryota, Metazoa, Chordata, Lepidosauria, Squamata, Pythonidae. The record is from RefSeq and is a predicted model, not a curated record.
UAGCCUUGUGAGAUCAAAGGCCUUCUGAGGCAUUAGAACUGAUUGCAUUUUGCUGAUGUUCCCUCUGACAAUGAGCCGAAAGAACUGCUAUUUGGCUUGCAAAAGGGUGCACUACAGAAAACAGUAUUGUCUGCGGUGAAGAGAUGUCUGGUGGAUGAUAUGGCCAAGCAUCUUGUGGUGGCUGUUGCUCUCUGGGCUGUGGGGGGCCCUGCUGGCCUUCACCAUCUCUAUCUGGGCCGAGAUAACCAUGCCUUACUCUGGAUGCUGACUUUGGGUGGAUUUGGAAUAGGGUGGCUUUGGGAGCUGUGGCUGCUACCUGGUUGGGUAGCACAGGCAAAUGGUACCCCAAACUUGCCCAAUGGUCAACACCCACCUUUGAACCCUGUGCGCUUUCUUGGCCAAGCUUUAGUAGGCAUCUACUUUGGGAUAGUGGCUUUCAUUGGUCUCUCUACUCUGCCAGGUUUUUACUUUCUGGCUCUCCCUCUGGCUGUGGGCCUUGGAGUUCAUUUGGUGUCUGAAGUGGGUGACCAAGCCUCCAAUCUUCAAGCAAUCUUAAUGGCUACCUUCAUAACUGCACCAAUCUUCUAUGGCCAUCCUCUGGGGAUCUUGCCCAUUACUCUCACCGCUAGUGUGACAGCCCAGAAGUACCGACGAUAUAAAGCCAACAAUAGCACCAAGAAGCAGCUUAGCCUCCGACUUUACCGACUAGGUCUGGCCUAUCUGGCUUUCUCAGCUCCACUGGCAUACUGUGCCUUCAGCAACACAGCAGCCACUGCCAACUACAUAGCCAGCAUAAUUGGAGCAGCCCUGGAUUAUGUCAGCGUGUUUCCAUCAUUGAAUGGAAUAUUGGAAUCAGCGCUGCUUUUCCCCUACCAUGCCUGGAAGAUGUUGGGCUUCAGUGGUGGCUAUUUCCAGGAAUGGGAGAACAUUUUUAAAUUUGUACAGUCCUUCCAGAACGAAAGACGUCAGAUGGCAUAUCAGAUCUUAGGUGUCCCUGAUGAUGCCACUCCAGAAGAAAUCACCAAAAGCUACCGGGAGCUGGUGAAGCUUUGGCAUCCUGAUCAUAAUCGGCAUCAAGUAGCAGAAGCUGAAAGACGUUUUAUUGAAGUGCAGGCUGCCUAUGAGCUCCUCAUGCAGACAAAGAAACCAAAAUCUGCAUGAUUGUAUUUUAGAUGUCACAGAAAUUCUGUUACCAUCAAGCAGCUGGGGAUCAAACCAUUAUUAUUAAAGUAAUGGUUCUCAAAAUACAUGGACCAUGUUAUAAGUGUGCUACUUUCUAUGUAUUUUAAAUUUAUUAGGUGAAGAUUACAAGCACAACUGUUUUAUCAUCUUUCACUAAAUGGUGGUGGUAGUUUCAGGACUCAUGGUUUUUGGGACAUUGGGGGGAGGGACUUCUUAUUGGACUGCUUAUUCUCUAGGCUUGUUUUUUUAUGAGGAGAUAUUCACAUUCCCUUUUCAGGUUGCCCAUCUCCUGAUACAAAAAGGGAAUCAGUGCCAUCAACCUUUGCUGGUUUCUGCUCCUGAAAUAUCUGUACUGUAUUGAAAAAAAUAGGUAUUUUACAGUAUUUAUCAAAUAAAUCCUACUUUGUUAACAAUGGGGA